GUAUCAUAAAUUGAAAUGAAUCCCUUCCUAUCCCCACAAAAAAGAUCCCUAUCUAUAACUCCUGCCCUUCCCGCCUUCCCAAGUCUCUACGAAGAAGACCCAGUAAUCUACCCCAAAGAAACAUCCAGGCUAGACUUAAGCCCUAUGAAUUCUGUCCCCAAAUCAGGCCAUCCACCAGAUCUAGAAGGUGUCCAGGAGCUGAGCUACACAGAGUUCGUCACCGCGGAGAAAUCUUUAUUCGAAGAUGAGUUUAGAAGAGAAAAUCAAGACUGCGAUGACCGCACAGAAGAGAUAGAUGGAGACGAGAUUAGCGGAAGCAAAGGACUUAAGAACCGGGGGAAGAGAGACUUAGGAAAAGUAGAAAUGAUAAAUGGUGAAGUUACUAUGAGCGGAGAAGAUUCUGAAACUUUAAGGUUUAGAAAAGAAACUAAAGACUCUGAAAAUUAUGAAGAAAUGGUAAACUCUAUUCUAGACGCUAUCCCGACUAAUCCUGGAGUUACUGAACUGUCUGAAAGAAAGGAUGUCAUCAAUAAAAGAAUUAUAAGAGGGUUUAAAAAGUUUAUAGUUCGACUGUUCGAUUCUAAAAGAAUAAGACCUUGCAGGCUGACAACAGAAAGAUUCAAAUUUAAAUAAAGAAAUGAUACAAGAGGCUAGGAGGCUUGAAAUUAUUUCUUCAGAUAAUACACCUAAUGGCGAAUUCAGUGAAUUUGUAUGCUGGAUGGCCAUGAGUAAAAACACUCUCAAAGCAAAGGCACUCUUCGACUACUCUAACGAAUCAAUAAUAUUAAUGAAUGAAAUACUGGCAAAGUACUCUCACCGAAAGCUGCAGAGACUUUACUGCGAUACAAAUAUUGGCCAACUGUACUGAUAUUUUUUUGAAAAUGGACUUUAUAAGUUCAUUAAAAAGUGUCCAGACGACAAGAAGGACCUGUAUCAAAAAUGUGCUCAAGAACUUUGAAAUAAAUUUAUUAAUUAUUGAUAAUAACUUGCAAC
Moneuplotes crassus is the source of this 993-nucleotide messenger RNA. The record is from the annotation of a GenBank genome assembly. NCBI's taxonomy places the organism in Eukaryota, Ciliophora, Spirotrichea, Euplotida, Euplotidae.